AUGAUCAAACGCCGCCGUAGCUCCAUCGUUAUCCUUUCAAUCCUACUUACCUUUACCCUGUCUCUCCUUACUUGGAUUGAGUGGGAAGACGAGCCUCUGUAUGAACUCCCAGACUUCCUUCAUCCCUUCCAAGCCAACCAGAGCUCCCCUCCAUCCCUCCGGAGCUCAGCAACAUUGUACGACUCCAACUUCAGCUUCUCCCUUAAUCUGAGCGAAUAUUCCAUGCACUACCCAGCUCUCCAGAGCUAUAGAUGCAGGGCAGCCAUUGACUUAUUCGGAUACUGCUGGUCUAAUGAUCCUUUAAUACUGCUGGCAAUAAAAUCCCACCCGGCCUCAUUCACCAGGAGAGAUGUCCUGCGUCAGACUUGGGCCAGGGAGAAAAAGAUUCUGGAAUAUAGAGUGAAGCCUGUGUUCCUCAUGGCCAAUUCUGGCAAGCGUCACCAGAUGGAGAGGGUGGUGAAGGAGGCCUUUUACAAUGGGGACAUCAUUCUAUGGGAUUUUCUGGAAAGCCAUCACAAUCUCUCUCUAAAAGAGAGAUGUUUUUUGGAAUGGAUUUAUCACCGCUGUCCAGAGGCCAAGUACAUAUUCAAAGGUGACGAUGACGAGUUUGUGAACCCCUACGCCAUUGUAAGUUAUAUACAGCACUCUCUUCCUCCACAUCCUCUGAAAAUCCAUGGCCAACUUCAAAUCCACCCACCUCCGGAGCGCUCGGGGAAGUAUGCCGUUCCUUUCUCCUUUUACCCACACGGGCACUACCCUCCAUUUGUUUCUGGUGGGGGGUUUCUUCUUCCGGGAGAGCUGAUUCCUUCUCUUUACUUGGCUGCAUCCACCAUCCCUGUUUUCCCACUGGAUGAUGUAUUUUUUGGGUUCCUAGCGCUGUCCGCCAACAUUACCUUCCACCACGAACCCCGCUUCUGUUCAUUUGGGUUAAAGGCAAACAGACUAUGCCAAUACGUUGAUGUUUUAGUGGUCCAUGGAUUAACGCCAAAAAAGAUGCUGGAGAUCUGGAAAUAUCUGCCGAACACUGCAUCAUGUUCACCCAGUGAGAAGACACCGACGGAGGACACAAAGAGGAAAACUUUAGUUAAAUAACAAACAAACUUAUUAAACUUACAGAUCUUUGAUAAAAAUUACUAUGUUCUUUUACACCUGCUUUUCCCUUGGUAACAUCACUGGGGACAGGACUGACUCAUAG
This is a messenger RNA of Pelobates fuscus (common spadefoot toad), 1195 nucleotides long. RefSeq names its product UDP-GlcNAc:betaGal beta-1,3-N-acetylglucosaminyltransferase 7-like. The coding region runs from base 1 to 1092 and encodes 363 amino acids. Lineage: Eukaryota; Metazoa; Chordata; Amphibia; Anura; Pelobatidae. The transcript has 2 exons. Gene Ontology annotation, molecular function: UDP-glycosyltransferase activity; hexosyltransferase activity. The record is from RefSeq and is a predicted model, not a curated record. Gene Ontology annotation, cellular component: Golgi membrane.